This is a messenger RNA of Botrytis sinoallii, 609 nucleotides long. RefSeq lists its product as uncharacterized. The transcript has 2 exons. The record is from RefSeq and is a predicted model, not a curated record. Bases 1 to 609 code for a protein of 202 amino acids. NCBI's taxonomy places the organism in Eukaryota, Fungi, Ascomycota, Leotiomycetes, Helotiales, Sclerotiniaceae.
AUGACGACCCAAAAUUCCCAAAUUCCACGAAUAUGCGGCAGCUGUGGCAAGAUACAUAGUCCAUCUGAGCUUUGCUAUACUCCAUUGAAAUGUUGGAAUUGUGGCAAGAAACAUUCGACCACUCGAGAAUUUUGCUACACUUGCAAAUGUUGGACCCCACCCACAAUGAAACGAGCAACACCCGAGGCACCGAAGGAACCUAUUCACUGGCACGAAUUCAUAAUCGCAAAAACGGAUUCAAGUCAAGUCAAGAGCGACCAGUUGAAAAGUGCGGUAGACGCUAUUGAAAAAGAUCAGUAUACUGCAGUCCUUUGCGCCGAAUCACCUGAUAGUCCGUACGCGAAGGACAAUACAGAGAAGAUCGCCGUUUUCUUAUACAGACCCGGAGGAGAUAAGAAGCUGUCGGUUACAAAGCUGGAAGGUAUCUCGGCCAGUUCUAGGAAGUGGGAGGAGAUCAAACUUUCCGAUUGGACAAUGUUUGAAGAAAUAUUAGGAGUGGAUUCGUUACCAUCCAGCUUCCCGACGCCAGACAAUAUUUGUUUACUUGAAGAUGAUGAACUAGACACAGGCUUAGCGGGCUUUAGCGGGGUUGGUUUAAGUACUGGAUAG